Messenger RNA from Drosophila bipectinata, 2054 nucleotides. RefSeq names its product replication protein A 70 (gene RPA1). Gene Ontology annotation, biological process: meiotic cell cycle; DNA replication; telomere maintenance via telomerase. Gene Ontology annotation, cellular component: nucleus; DNA replication factor A complex. Gene Ontology annotation, molecular function: single-stranded telomeric DNA binding; damaged DNA binding. The record is from RefSeq and is a predicted model, not a curated record. NCBI's taxonomy places the organism in Eukaryota, Metazoa, Arthropoda, Insecta, Diptera, Drosophilidae.
AGCUAUCAGCUGGUCACACUUAAGUAUUCCCGCCUCUACUAGCAUCGUCUCCGCAAAUCGCAAUUUAUUACAGCUGGUGAAAUACGAAUUAUUCGCAAAAAUAUUUAUUAAAAUGGGCUACUCAUCUUUGUCUACGGGAGUGAUUGCUCGCAUCAUGCACGGCGAGGAUGUGUCCAAGCCGGUGCUCCAGAUCUUGGCUAUCAAGAAGAUUAACAGCAACGCUGACUCCGAGCGCUAUCGCAUUCUGAUCUCCGAUGGCAAGUAUUUUAAUAGUUACGCCAUGUUGGCCAGCCAGCUAAACGAGAUGCAGCACAAGGGCCAGCUUGAAGAGUUCACCAUAGUGCAGCUGGACAAGUAUGUUACGUCCAUGGUUGGCAAGGACGGAGCCGGCAAACGCGUCCUCAUCAUUUCCGAGUUGACGGUACUCAAUCCAGGAGCCGAUGUAAAGGCCAAAAUCGGGGAGCCUGUUACUUAUGAGAAUGCUUCCAAGCAAGACCUGGCUGCCAAGCCGGCACCGCCUCCUGUCGCCGCCCAUAAAAAAGAACCCGCCCAUAAUAAUAAUAACAACAACAACAACAUAGCCAUGAAUUCCUCGAUUAACGCCGGAAUGACUCAUCCUAUUUCCAGUCUAAGUCCUUACCAGAACAAGUGGGUGAUCAAGGCUCGUGUGACUUCCAAGACAGCAAUCCGCACAUGGAGCAAUGCCCGAGGCGAGGGCAAACUAUUUAGCAUGGACCUAAUGGACGAAUCGGGUGAGAUUCGAGCAACAGCCUUUAAAGAGCAGUGCGAUAAGUUUUACGACUUGAUACAAGUGGACAGCGUCUACUAUUUUUCAAAAUGCCAACUAAAACCGGCGAACAAACAGUAUUCCCAGUUGGACAAUGCCUACGAAAUGACGUUCACGGGCGAAACCGUCGUCCAGCUGUGCGAAGAAGCAGAUGAUGAUGCCAUUCCGGUUAUCAAAUACAAUCUUGUGCCCAUUUCCGAGGUGUCUGGUAUGGAGAAUAAGGCGGCGGUGGAUACGAUUGGUAUCUGCAAGGAAGUCGGUGAGCUGCAGGCCUUCGUUUCGCGCACCACCAACAAGGAGUUCAAGAAGCGUGACCUUACUCUUGUAGACAUGAGCAACUCGGCCAUAAAUUUGACCCUUUGGGGCGAUGAUGCGGUCAACUUUGACGGUCAUGUGCAGCCUGUCAUUCUGGUCAAGGGAACUCGUAUCAAUGAGUUCAAUGGCGGCAAAAGCCUGAGCCUUGGCGGCGGUUCUAUUAUGAAGAUAAACCCUGAUAUCCCGGAGGCCCACAAGCUGCGCGGUUGGUUUGACAACGGUGGCGGUGAUAACAUUGCCAACAUGGUGUCGGCUCGGACGGGCGGAGGCAACUUCUCCACCGAUUGGAUGACAUUUAAGGAUGCCCGUGAGCGCAAUCUCGGCAGUGGUGACAAGCCAGACUAUUUCCAGUGCAAGGCUGUGGUUCACAUAGUUAAGCAGGAGAACGCAUUCUAUCGCGCCUGCCCGCAGACCGAUUGCAACAAGAAGGUGGUCGAUGAGGGCAACGAUCAGUACCGCUGCGAACGCUGCAACGCGCUUUAUCCAAACUUUAAGUACCGCCUGUUGGUUAAUAUGAGCAUUGGCGACUGGACGUCUAAUCGCUGGGUGACCUGCUUCAACGAGAUCGGCGAGCAAAUGCUCGGCCACACAUCCCAGGAAGUGGGCGAGGCUCUGGAAAAUGACGCCGCAAAGGCGGAGCAAAUAUUCUCGUCCCUUAAUUUUACUUCUCACAUCUUCAAGUUGCGCUGCAAGAACGAGGUCUAUGGCGACACGACCCGCAACAAGCUGACUGUGCAGUCCGCUGCUCCCAUCAACCACAAGGAGUAUAACAAGUAUCUGCUUAAGGAGCUAAAAGAGCUGACCGGAAUCGGCUCUUCCAAUUAAUUCCCGUGUGCAGUGCACAUACACAUACCUAUAUGAAAUACGUGAAUGAUAAGAUACGCAUAAAAUUAUGUUAUAUGUUAAAUUUUUUGAUUUGUAAAUCCAAAAAUCGCCCGAGUUUAAUACAAAA